CCCGUUCAGAAGUCCCGCCCACCGACUUUCCCCUUCCUCUCCUUCUUUACGGCAAGCUGUCACUUGACGGCCGCCCGCUUCCGAAAAGAGCGGAGGUCCCGGAUGUAGGGGGCGGGCGAGAAAGGGAUCUGUGUGCCCCGCCCGGAUCCGGAAGCUCUUUCCCCCGGGCUCUCCGGGGCAUGUGCAGAGUGCCCGGCUCGCCCCCCCCCCCGCGACGAUGCUUCCUCAGGUCUUCGUGCUCUCCGCCAAGGGCGACCGCCUCCUCUACAAGGACUGUAUCCUCCGCGCGCUCCGGCCAGGCAGGGAAGCAGCGCCCGGCAGCUUCGGGGGGAGGGGAGGGCCGAGGGGCCCCCGGGCGCAGGGGCGGGCUCUGAUUCGGGAGCUCUGAUCCCCCCCUUUUUCCUUGACCCCCCCCCUCAGUCCGCGGCGACGGCGACUCCGAGCUGGUCGACACCUUUUGCCAGAAGAUCGCCGCUCUGCCGGGGGACCAGGCGCCCGUUUUCAUGGUAGAGAAGCGGGCGGGCGGGUGGGGGCUGUGUCGUGCAAGGAGAAGCGGGUCGCCGCUGACUGACACCCCUCUCCUCCUUCAUUCUCUCCAGCAGGCGCGCCAGGGACUCCACUUCGCGCACGUGCGCCACGCCGGGCUGUACUUCGUGGUGACGGUGCUGCCCAACGCCUCUCCUUUCGCAGCUGUCGAGUUCCUCAACCGGUGAGGCUGCUGCCUGCGGUGCAGGAGGUUGGGCAGGGCGGGGCGCUGUGGGGACCCCCCCCCGUUGACACCUGUACUCCCUCCUGCCUCCAGGCUGGUGACUCUCCUGCGGGACUAUUGCGGCUCUCUGAGUGAGAAGACGGUCAGCCUCAACUUUGCGCUCAUCUAUGAGCUCCUGGAUGAGCUCCUGGUAGGUGGGGUGGGGGUGCACCAGGCCCCUUUUGACAGCAAGCCAGCUGCCUCAUGCAAAGAAAUGGCACCUGCCAGGAAGGCCAACCAGUGCAAAAAGCUCCAAUAUCAAACAAGGCCAUGACAAAUUCAUAGCAGAGUUUCCACACAGAACACAGGAUGAAAUCCACCGCGUAAGCGGAAAAAGACACCAGAGGUGCCAACAGGCUCACACCCAGCUUCAAGGAUCAAAAUGUGUGGCACCUCAUCAGGACAGUUGGGUAGGGGGGCACCAUAGUCCCAAGCCAGAAUAGGACCAUUGCAGAGAAGGGUCCAUUCAUGCAAACCAUUUUAAAAGGGCGGAGCCUGGCAUUGGAUCUGGUUCUGUCUGAAGUUGGGGUGAGGAGGCUACCACUUGAACCCCCCCAUGGCCAUUAAUGGCUUUUCAUCUUAAGUGAUUUCCUUUGAUCAAAUCUGUGCAUGGCUAGUAAUCCUGCUGCAUAGAUGCUUCCAGGUGUUUUCUCGCUUGGGGCACAAAGGGGAAGGGUAGGAGGGAACUGGUUGCACCCACAACUCUCCCCUCCCCUCAGGAUUAUGGCUACAUCCAGACAACAGCGCCCGACGUGCUGAAGAACUUCAUCCAGAUGGAGCCAGUGCUCAGCCAGCCCUUCAGUCUUCUUGACCUCAGUACGGUGGGCCUGGUGAGUGGGGCUGGUAGUGCGAGACCCAGAAAUGGGCUCCAUGGGAGUGAAUGGCAACCUGGCAUUGAGGUCACCUAAUGCCUUUUAGCUUCUAAAGACCUGCUCCUCAUGAGAAGCCCCAGCUGCUAGAUGAGGGAGACUUGCUUGCACAGCACAAGGCUGUGUAUGUGGCCAUGUGUUUCUGUCCAAUUGUCAGGAUCCCUUGGGCUGGAUUUGUCAUGCUUGGCCUGAAAAUGCUAAGAAAUGGCUCUGCUCUGGGUGCCUCUCUGCCGCUGCAGCCAAAGCCGCCUCCUGCUAGAUGGGCAAAGUGAGGCUGCAAGGAAAAAGUAGGAAAGAGAGGGUGGUGGGUUCAGUGUUGAAACAAAGCCUAUACAUAACACCUCUUCUAACACAUUGGGUACGCCAGUCCCACUGCUAAUUCCUCAAGCAGUAUUGUCUACACUGACUGCCAGUGAUAAUCUAGAAUUUGGCACAGGGGCUUCUCCCAGCCACUGUCAAAAUGGCUGACAGUGGUUGAAGGAGCUAAGGAUCCAAGGAUCCAGCCCACUGGCUGAAAAAUGGUCCCAACCCCAAUAAACAACGGGCAUUGCGUAAGCGCUCUGGGUAAAGUAUAUUGGUGACCUCUGCUUUUCAAGUAUUUAUUAUGUUACAGUAAAGUUGGGGAGCCAUUGCUCUUUUCCUCUUUGUGUUCUGUAGCAUCUUAUUAUGUGGAUGUUGUGGCAUUCUCCAAGAUCUCACACACCUGUCGCUGAGAGUCAGCAAUAAGCUGCUUUGCUGUUCACAGAGUUGAGGACUCUUUCAGCUUCACAGGACUCAGAUUAACAUCCGUUUCCAAUAAUUAUUAUUUCUUGUGGAUCCAGUUUGGAGCAGAUACACAGCAAAGCAAAGUGGCUCCCAGUUGCGCAGCUGCCCGUCCUGUCCUGUCCCUGCGGGGGGAACAGGUAAGAUGCCCUGUAUCUUGAGUCACUCAGCAAAAGCUCCCCAAAGGUGCUGGCAGGGCUGGAGUUGUGCUGACUGCCAACAAACAUUUAUGAUGCAACAAAUGCCUGUCUCCCACCUGUAAUCUGAAACCACCACUGUCAUAAUGCCAUGGUAUCAGCCUACGAUUCUAUGGCAUUAACACACCCAACACACCAAGUUCAGUUCUGGUUGUUGCACUUAGAAUCCUAGAACUGUAGUUUGAAUGUACCCCACGAUCAUCUAGGUCAACCUCCUGCAAGAUAAAUAUUGCAGAGCUGGGAAACAUUAGGAAAAGAUCAACCAAAAUUAUCAAGCAGGUGGAGCGACUCCCCCGUGAGGAAAGUUGCUGUUUGGGGCUUGGUAGCUCAGAAAAAAAGCCAGAAGUGCAGAGAAAGGGGCUAAGAGGUUUUCUUGCUCUGGUGGUAUCAGAACCCAAAUGGCUCCCAGAAACUGGUGGAAGAUUCAUUCAGGCAAGCAGGGCACCUUCACCCGGCCAGAACCCUCCCCUGGCCCCCAACACAGAGAGCAUGAGAGGGGGACUUGUUGUCAUGCUUUGCCUGCCUGUGGGCUUCGGAGAAGCAUUUGCCUGGUCACUGUGGGAACAGAAUUGCAAAACUGUAGGGUUGGAAGGGAUCCCCAAGGGCCCUACAAUGCAAGAGCCCCAGCAGAGCUGUCCUGUCUCUUCCUCCAGAGUUCGCGGCCAGAGGUCUUCCUGGACGUAGUGGAGCGUCUCACAGUCAUCAUUGCAGCCAACGUAAGUCGAAAGCAGCGCCAGAGAUUCCCUCAGGGAAGAGAUUCCCUUCCCUGAACCCACAGCACUGCCCAGGUGGAGGCCCUGAGCCCUGUGCCUCUUCCCUCCAGGGAACCCCCAUGAAGACUGACAUCCAAGGAGAAAUCCGCCUCAAGAGUUUCUUUCCUGGCUGCUCCGGUGAGUAAAUGCCCUCACAGACAUGUCCUGACCAGGGAGGGCAACCGCCAAUUCGGAUAGCUUCUGCUUGCGCCUCCUUUUCUCUGCCCAUCAUAAAGUAAAGUGCCUGGCUGGUUUUCAGAGGACAAUCCAGGACCUCCUGCUUGUCUGGACACCACUUGCAGGGGCAGGUUUGUCCCAGGGGGCACUGGAGGCUCCUGCAAAGGAUGGUGCAAAGUGACCAAGGAAUCCAUGCCAUGUUUGGGGGGGGGGGUUGUGCCUAGAAAUAGGGAGUUCUGCUGCAGGGAGAUGUGACCCUGGCCCUACUGUGAAGGUUCAUUUCUUGCAGGGAAUAGGGGUUCCUCCCUCCCACUUUCCCACUAGGCAGGCCUUGUGCAAGUUAAAUGUACCCACUGCCCCAUCACCUUUGGCAGGGCGACCUCAUUGCAAAUAAGCUGAAGGAUAAAAACACAGCAGCCGUGAGGAAGAGAAGCGGCUACUGCUUAGAGACACGAGGUAGCGAGGGCUCUCCUCCUCCCUGGGGGGAAAUGCCCCUUGAGGAACCAGGAGAGCUCAUGGAGGCUGUGCCCUUUUCUCCCCUGCAGAGAUGCGGGUUGGCCUCACUGAAGAGUUCUGUGUGGGCAAGACUGAGCUGCGAGGUGAGUGUGCCCCUGCCCGCCACAGAACCUCAGGACCUGCCCCCGCUAAAGCCUCUCUUGCUUUGCCCCUAGGCUAUGGCACCGCAGUGCGCGUGGACGAGUGCUCCUUCCACAGCUCCGUCAAGCUGGACGAAUUUGAGCGCAGCCGCAUCCUCCGCGUGAACCCCAGCCAAGGAGAGGUAAAGGCAAGUGGGCGGGGGGCUGGCCCAUGGGGAUUGGGAGAAGCCCACCUGCUGAGCCCUGCCCUUCUUUGAGCAGCUGACUCUGAUGCAGUACCAGCUGGCAGACGACACCGCUGCGGCCUUGCCCUUCCAUCUUUUCCCCACCAUCAACCACGACCCCAGCGGCCGGUGAGUGGGGCCUGGCUGCCACCUCAAGCAGCCCUCAAAGUGCCCUGGGCAAGGGAGGAGAAGGGGGCGACCCCCAGCCCUGCCUCACCCUGCACCUUUUCCGCCCCUGCAGAGUGCAGAUCUACCUCAAGCUUCGCUGUGACUUGUCACCAAAAAGGUAGAGUCCUUCCCUGUAGUUCAAGGGGGGGGGGGCAAACUAGGAAGGGGGCACCCACUUCACCCUGUUCUGCCCCACUUACGGAUCCCAUCUCUUUCAGCCACGCAGUGAACAUCCACCUCCACCUGCCUGUGCCUAAGGCCACUCUAAGGUAAGGUGAGGGGGGCGGCUGCUGCAAGGCCACUUCCAACAUGGCAGGUGUUCUUGUGCCCCUGCUUGGUGCUCCCCUCCCCCUCUCACGGCUGUUCCCCCACCCCCAGCCUCUCCCAGGAGCUGAGCAGUCCAGAGCAGUCCGCCACCUUCCAGCCCUCCACAAAGUCCAUCGAGUGGGUCAUUCCCAGAGUCCAAGGUGGCUCCCAGCUCUCAGCCCUUUUCAAGGUAAGGGGUUAACUGAUGGCCGCAGCAGUUGGUGCAGCAAUGGAGGGAAGCCCCACAAUGGUGGCCCUCCAGCUGCUGCUCCAUCUCUGCUGCCACACUCACCCGCCCCAUCAUGUGCGUCUGUUUUGCAGCUGGAGGUGCCAGGGCUGAGCCGGGCGCGGCUGCUGGAGCUGGGUCCCGCCAACCUCUCCUUUGAGGUGCCAGCACACACGUCUUCUGGUCUGCAGAUCCGCUUCCUGCGCUUUGUGGGGCCGCACCCAAGCCUCCCUCACCGCUGGGUGCGCUACGUGACCCACAGCGAUUCCUACGUCAUCCGCCUCAGCGCAGGGUAGAUGCAUUAGGGCCCAACCGUGCAACAUCCCUCGCCGGCCCCCGUCAAAGCAGCCUCUUUGCAGACACCAGAAGUUUUCCAUAAACAGUUUUAUUUCUCAGCCAACAGCUCCACAAAACCCAAUAAAAAAGGAACAGCAGAACAGAAAUAGCAGAAUGGAAAGUGUCCCACAAGUGAGAGGAGCUGAGGCAAAACCUCAAAUGCUACACAACAAAAACUGUCCCUGAGAAAUGAGGGCAAGGAGAGCCCCCCAAGGCACCAAAACCAGAUCGUCGAUUAGACAAACAGCACUGUCAACAAGCAACUGAAGCCUCCAACCCCAGGAGGGGCAGCGCAGCAUAGAGCCCCCUGAGAAACUGCGAGGGGGGGAGCCUACCUCAGGAAUCCUGCGGGAAGAGGGAAGGCAGGUGUUAAGGGGAGCCAUCUUGCUCUGCCCCACUCAUCUCUCCUUUAAGAAGCCAUUAGAUAAGAUCCUGCAGGCAAGGAGAGGCCUCAGCUCUGACUCCUGCGGACAAAAGCCAGGUGGGCCAGCUACCCAUUCACUGCCUGCUGCACAAAGUGGAGUCACUCCAGCAAAGCCAAACGCAGCCCUUCCUCCCGCCCCCAAGAGGGAAACCAGAAAGUAGCUGAGGGGGUGCAAGGAGGAGCAGGUGCUGCAGGUCAGGCUGGCUGGGGCUCUCAGGGGACCUGGGGGCAGGCAGCUCUCCCCCCCCCCCAUUGCCAGGGGCUUCUUUUCACCUUGCCCAAGGCGACCUCCUCCUCACUGGUCUCUGGCUCUUCCACCACCGCCUCUCCCACUUCCAUCAGGGUCAGCCUGUGAGGCAAAAACAGAGGCAUGUCUUGGCACAGCAAAGGGACGUUUGCUGCCUGGCCAUGUUGGGGGGAUUAAAGCUUAUUCUGGGGGUGGGAGAGGCAGUCUGGAUGGCUCCAACCUGGUGCCUGCCCUGUCUCUGCCUUUCCACAGCUGCCCUGCAAAGACCGUCUGGUCACAGGAAUCUCUCCCUGGAUGCACAGACGCCAAGCAUCUUGGCUUUAUUGUAAUAAUGAUUAUUCAUAUUCAUGAAUAUAACCACAAACCCAUAAAACAGCGUAUAC
Molecule: messenger RNA, 6415 nt
Organism: Podarcis lilfordi (Lilford's wall lizard)
Lineage: Eukaryota; Metazoa; Chordata; Lepidosauria; Squamata; Lacertidae
Source: the annotation of a GenBank genome assembly